GAAUCACGAGCUCAGUCGCGUUGUUUCGUUUCGAUCCACCGAUUCGUUACCUGUUUAAGUUUUUUCCAUCAGAUGCGUUCAUGAUGCAUAAUUAUUUCCAUUUAUAAAUAACUAUUUAUAUUUUUUUCAAUGCUGAAAUUCAUUCCAAUCAAUCAAUUACAAUAAUAAAACAGUGAUUCUCUAGCAAAAAUUGAUGUCUUAUUGAUAUUAAUUGUAAUUCAAAAUAAAUAUUCCCAUUUCAUUAUAUAUUGAUAUAAUUCCAUAUAUUAUUAGAAAAUAGUUGAAGAUAAAGAUUAAUGAAAAUAAUUUUGAAUAGCUUGUUAAUUAUCAUUCCAUAUUUUUAAUGUGGAUUACAACAACCAAAAGAUGUUUUGCAUUGCAAAAUUUCAGUGUUUGAAAUAAUGAUAAACAGAAGAAGAUUAUUUCAUUAGUGAAUCGUGCACUAAACGGAUAAUUCGAGAGAAAAUAAGGAUAUAAUAUUUGAAGAAUAUUUAAAAGUGAAACGUUGGAAACAAUUGAAACGAGAAGAAUGCGACUGGAUUGUCUAAACGUAACCAUGGUGACACGACAAGUCUAGAAUUGGAAAGAGAAGAUGUAUUUGAUUUUACUCUGGGCGUUGGUCGCCCUAAUUGGGCACGUAGAGUGUAAAUGCAGUCUAGCACCGAUUGUAAAUGAUGAACGGUUGAUCGCCUACGUUUGCACUCAUGGCGACCUGAAUGACCUCGAUGAAGUUUCUAGCGAGACAGAUUGGAUUGAGUUCACGGUAUCCCGUAUUCAUCUUAUAUCGGACAAUGCGUUCUGGCGCUUCAAAAAUCUCAGAAGACUUUCUUUUUACAAUUGUCAUAUCAACUUCAUCGGUCCUAAUGCUUUUUCUGGCUUAAAUAGGCUAGAAUGGUUAAUAUUCCAUGGGACCAAGAUUCAUAUAAUUAAAACCGAUUGGUUCCGUCCUUUGACAAACUUGAGGAAACUUAUUUUGGAUAGAUGUGGCUUAGUGCAUAUCGAGUCUGAUGUAUUCCGUAUGCUGCCCAGAUUAGAAGUUCUAGGCUUGCGCGAUAACGAUCUUAACUGCUUACCGAUCGAGGAACUAUCUUACCUGCAAAAUCUCAAGACCGUACGUAUUGAUGGAAAUCCCUGGCUGUGCGAGUGUCAAGAAAAAUUGAAUAAAUAUUUCCGAUCUCGAUCCAUCGUCCAAGAAGUGGAAUGUUUGAGACAAAUUAACAUUUGUAGAAAAUAUCAAUGUAUGACAUCCAUUGGAGUUCCGAUUCUUUCUUCUAUUCCGAUUACACAACAGUUCCACAACUUUAAUAAGGAACAUAUGAUGAUUCAUAGAAAUGAAUUUCAAACAAAUGUGCUCACUUCUUUAAAUAGACUUCCAGAUAAAACUACAUGGAUACAAAUUUCUGGCUUGAUAAUAGAUACGUUGCCAAAAUAUAUUUUUUUCAGAUUUGGAAAUAGUUUAAAAAGCUUGGAUUUGAAUGACUGUCGGAUUAAUAUGAUCGAAAACGAAGCUUUUGCAGGUUUACAUAAAUUACAACGGCUUUCUUUGAUUGGUAAUCGAUUACCUGUUUUGAAUACCAAUUGGUUUCGAGAUCUUACCAAUCUUCAACAAUUAAUUUUGCAACGAAAUGAAAUAGAACAAAUAGAAAGAACCGCUUUAUGGCAUGUGAGAGAUACUUUACGAUAUCUCGAUAUUCGAGACAAUUUAUUUCAAUGUAUAGCCAUUGAAGAAUUGACUGAAUUGAAAAAACUAGAGAAAUUGGAUGCUAUGGGUAAUCCCUGGCUUUGUAGCUGUCGAAAGAAUCUCCAAAAUUUUCUUAUUCAAAAAAACAUUGGUUUCGAAAUCAAUACGGGUCGAUGUAACGAGAAUGAAAACGAAAUUUUAGAUAACAACAGCAAUUGGCGUCAACAACAGACAAUUGUCCAAAAUACUUCGAUCACUACUGGAAAAAUACACUGGACUUCCUUUGAAGAUAGCAUUAAACAAACAAAUAUAUCGAUAUUAAAACCAUCUCUUUUAUCUCCUCCACCAGAAAUUCAUAUAGUCACAUCGCAACCUCCUAUUUAUACAGGUACGUGCUAUCCAGAAAAAACUGAUGAAAAAUCUAGAUCGAUUUACACUUGUCGAGGUAUUACAUCUAUUGAAGAAUUGAAUCUGAUACCUUCAACAACACACACAAUUCGAGUUAUUUUAUCUAACAUCAAGAAACUCCGUGAAAAUAUUUUCACACGCUUCGAUGGUUAUUUAUCAAGAUUGGAAUUUCGAGACUGUGGUAUUGAAAGAAUCGAACCACGCGCCUUUUUUAAUCUUCAUAAUUUAGAAUACCUGUCUCUUCGAAAUAAUCAACUUGAAUCUAUAAAUGCAGAUAUGGUUCAGGGUAUUUACAAUCUAAGAUAUUUAGAUGUAUCUCACAAUAAUAUAUAUCGAAUUACAAAUGAUGUCUUUGAUCAACUGCCAUAUCUUAUUAAUCUAGACAUAUCUGAAAACAAUAUAAACUGUAUCGGUGUUGAAUAUAUGGCCCAUAAAUUACGUUAUUUAUCGUUUAUGGAUGUUUCUAAUAAUCCUUGGAGUUGUCUAUGUGGUACCAAAUUAGCAGAAUUUUUAAAUGUACGUGGUAUAAAAUACGAUAAAACAUUAUUACUGUUGAAAGAAGAUUGUUAUUCCUCAUCUAGAAUUGAUAUUACUACCAACCCAUCAAUUCUAGUGACAACUAAUAUUCCUCUUUGGAAUGAAACUAUUGAAGGAUCCUGUACGAUUCAUGAAGAUACAACAGGAAUUCGAUACCGAUGUAUAGGUGGUAAUUUGUUGUUAUUGCAAUCAAUACCAUCAGAGGUCACUGCAAUCGAAUUUAAUGAGGGACAUUUACCACAAUUACCUUUAGAAUCUUUUUCAAAAUUUAUAAAUUUGCGAGAACUCGUUAUCAGAAAUUCUGGAUUAACAAUAAUAGAGCAUGGUGCAUUUAAUAAUUUAAAUAAUUUGAACAAUUUAACUAUUCAGGAUAAUCCUCUGGAAAUGAUAGAAUCUUCUUGGUUUAAUCUAGGAAAUUUGGAAAGAUUAGAUUUACGCGGUAAUUCAAUUAAGUAUAUCGAAUCUGGAUCAUUUCGCUAUCUGAAUCAAUUAAUAUAUUUAAAUCUAGAAGGGAAUGAUUUAAAAUGUAUUUUUACCAGUGAUUUGAAUGAUAUGCCUAAUAUAUAUAUUAUUGAAUUUUCUGGAAAUCCAUUGAAAUGGAGAUGUAGAGUUGAAUUGGAACAGUUUUUAGAGGCUCGAAAAAUUAAAUUUAUAAAAAUUGAGAAUUCUUGCGAAGGUAAAAAAUUGGUGAGGAAUCUUCUGUUGCAAAAUAAAAGUGAUGGAUCUUUUGAUUGUCCAUCCGAAUGUUCGGCAGCCAUUAACAUUAAUCGAUAUUUAUCUAUUUUAUUUAUAUUAUCAGUAUUAAUAACACUAAUCUAUUAAAAAAAUAUUAAAAUCGAUAUUUAAAUAUAGUACAACGAUCUAUUCAUUUGUUGUAAAAUAUAUUUUGCACACUGUU
Apis florea (little honeybee) is the source of this 3524-nucleotide messenger RNA. RefSeq lists its product as uncharacterized. The record is from RefSeq and is a predicted model, not a curated record. Gene Ontology annotation, cellular component: plasma membrane. Gene Ontology annotation, molecular function: protein binding. Lineage: Eukaryota; Metazoa; Arthropoda; Insecta; Hymenoptera; Apidae.